This is a messenger RNA of Ipomoea nil (Japanese morning glory), 1227 nucleotides long. Its product is annotated as protein FAR1-RELATED SEQUENCE 5-like. The transcript has 5 exons. The record is from RefSeq and is a predicted model, not a curated record. Gene Ontology annotation, biological process: regulation of DNA-templated transcription. The coding region runs from base 1 to 1227 and encodes 408 amino acids. Lineage: Eukaryota; Viridiplantae; Streptophyta; Magnoliopsida; Solanales; Convolvulaceae.
AUGGCUAAUUGCGCAAAGGCGAACGUGGGGACAAGUCAGGGUGUUAGGAUUUUAAAAGAGUUUGUUGGUGGGUAUGAAAAUGUUGGGGCAACUAGUGUUGAUUUUCAGAAUUCAAAACGCGACCUCCGUGCGUAUAUUGAUGGGUGUGAUGCGCAGUAUUUUCUUGAUAAGUUGUCAAGGAAAAAUGACAACUGUGCCGCCUUUUAUUAUAAGCAUGACAUUGACGAGGACGACCAAUUACGACGUGUGUUCUGGGCUGAUCCGGUAGCUCGUCGCAACCACAUGUUUUUUGGUGACAUCAUUUCCUUCGAUGCAACGUACUCGACAAAUAGGUACAAAAUGGUUUUCGUACCCUUCACGGGUGUGGAUAACCACAAACGAUGCGUUACUUUUGGUGCCGCGCUGAUCACCAAGGAGGAUGUUGUGUCAUAUGUUUGGGUGCUAGAGAGGUACAAGGAGGCAAUGGGUGAUGCUCCAUCAUGUUUUGUCACAGACCAGGACCUGGCUAUGAGGAUUGCUCUAGAACAAGUUUACCCAGGUAGUCAGCACCGAUUUUGCAUGUGGCAUAUUAUGAUGAAGCCCGAUGUGUUUGAGAUUAGGUGGCAAGCGUUGCUAGGUGAGUAUGGCUUGUUAGAUCAUAAUUGGUUCACACAGCUGUGGGAGGCAGGACGUUAUUGGAUCCCCGCGUAUUUCAAGGAUAUGCUUCUCUGUGGCCUAGUUAGAACCACGUCCCGAUCUGAGGGUGAGAACAGUUUCUUCGGAAGGUAUUUAACCCAUACAGCCAGUUUGGUGGAGUUUUACUGCCACUUUGAAUCUGCAGUAGAUGCACAACGGCAGAUCCAUACCACGCUUAAUGCAGUGUGCGAAGGUCAUUUUGCUCCGACAAAAACGGACUUGAAAAUUGAACGCCAUGCGUUGGCCCUGUACACAAUCACAAUUUUCCACGUGGUACAAGCAGAAAUUUAUGCAGGGUGUUAUUCGUGUGGGGUAGUGUUCGUAGAACUUGCUGGAGAAAUCAUCAAUUACGGCAUAACUGAUGGUGUCAACCAGCAGUACCAUGUGCACUACAACUCCUGCGAAAGUAGUGCAACGUGCACGUGCUCACUUUUCCAAAGCUCAGAACGUGUUGACCAGUUAACCCAAGUGAUCCAGCAGCUGAAGGAUUCUUUCGUAGGGGAAACGAAUGGCCCGUUAGACACCAUCAUUAGGCAGGCACGUGGGUAUUAG